AUGGAAAAUUGUAAUGACGAAAAUGGAGCUGGUGGCGAUUCAGCCGCGCCAAAGGAGGAACCCUCGCAGGAUAGUCUUAAAACUGGAUUUAUACCAUAUGUGGGCAACAGCAACAACAAUAGACGAAAUGUUAAGGAAAAGCUGCCGCACAUAUUUGAUUUGCGUAGUAAAUUGAGGAAAGAUAAAUUGCAAAAGAAGUUAAAGGAUAUGCCCCAGGGCAAGGCUAAAAACGACAUCGAACUACAACUGGAGCAAAGCGAUAAAUGUCUGCAGGAACUUUUGGAUUUUGGCAAUGAACUGGUCAACAACAUCAAGGCGGCCAAUGAGCAGCAGGAGUUGCUGCAGUGUCGCAGUAAGAAGCAGAGAGAGGAGGCCCUCCAUCAAACCCUGCGCACUGAGGCCGCCGAAACUUUGAAACUUUUCGAUGAAAUCAAUGCCAAAUGGUUGGAAAUGAAUGAAAUGCGUGAACCCAUGGCGAUAUUCGAAGAAAUGCAAAAACAACGCGAAAAUAUAGCACAAAUGAUGAGCAGCAAGGAUGAACUGAUAGAAAAAUGCCAGGAAGAAUUACGAAGGAUCAAUGCAAAAUACGAUGCCGAUCAACAGAAACAAUCGCAGGAUGUCUGCUUCCUGGUCGAACGUAUCGACGAUCAAAUUGAAUUAUUAAAAAAAUCCUAUAAGGAAAAUCUCUAUGAGCUGCAGGAGGCCAUAGAUACGGAAAAGAAAAAGUUGCAUCAGGCCUCACAGGAUAAAUGGUCGCGAAUGUAUACCGACUUAACCCUAAAAGAGGAAGAGAAAAUGGAGCUGGUAAAGGAGAAGCAGGAACUAUAUUCUCAAGAAUUAGAGAAGAUCCGCACCAAACAGGAAGAGAUAACAAGGGCCACCAGGAUACGCCUGGAAAAGGAUGCUGAAAUGUUGGAAUUGGAAAUACGAAAGACCCGAGCGAAUAUUUUGAUUAAUUCGGAAAAAAUCGAUUACAAUUAUCAGGUGCUGCAGAAGCGUAACGAAGAGAACAUCAUUAUUAAUAAUCAACAAAAACGUAGAGUUGCCAAGUUCAAUGAAUCGAUUGUGUUGUUGAAGAGGAAAUUGGAAUCGAUGAAGCAAAGCAAUCGCCAGGUUAUGGAGCGAUAUACGGAAGAGAUACAGAAGCUACAUGCCAGCAUAAAUGAACUGCAGCUGAAAUCGGAACAUUUUCGUAAGAGUAAUAGAAAUAAGUUCACCAAAGUCUGGGCAAUGCAUUUCAAGGAAAUCAAGGAUCUACUCAACAGUGUUUGGGAUGUGGAUAGGAUUUUAUAUGAACAGCAGCUUGGAAGGAAGUGGGAGAGACCAGCCAUCGACAUGGAGGCAUUGGAUUAUACCAAACCAAAGGGGAAGGCUCCCGCCUCAUAUGGCCGCCAGCGACGCCCAUUGCCUUCAGGCAGUCGCAAACCCCAGGCCAAACAAGUCAAUCAAAGACAAUUGCAGGAUAUUUUACAAAAAAUCUCAGAUCGUGCAGGAUUUUUGAUUGAAGAGCGUCUGCUGGAAAUAUUGAAACCCUAUACGGAUGAGGAAAAAUGUUUGGUGCGAAUUGAGAAUAUAUUUGCGGCCUUAAAUAUAACCGACAUGGCUGUGGUCAAUAGUUUAAUAUCAUAUUUCGAGCCGUAUUCAUGGUGUCCAAAUUGUUCGGAAGGUAUCAAUCAGAAGUCCUUAAAGAGCUUAUAUUCAUUUAAGGCCAAAGAGGAGGAAAAUUCUCCAGAAAGUUCGGAGGCCUCCCCUGAGUCUGCCUGUUCCAAUCACAUUUUGGUCAUGGAACCGGCCUUGGUUUUGACAGCUCUCAAUGAGUUUACCAGCCAACAGAUGAGAGCAAAAUCCGCUAAUGGCAAGGAUCACAAGAGGGAUCUAUGUCUGGAAACGGAAAUGGACCUGCUGGCCUUGGAUGAGCAGCACAUACUCAGCUAUUGGCAACAAUUCAGCAAGUUUAUGCCUCAGGAUAAACAAAAUCUAUGGAAAACUAUCGAACAUGGCCUCAAUCAUUAUUUGGAGGUAUUGAAGAAACGUUCGCAGCUGGAUGGCGAAUGUGUAUUUUUACAAAAACAAAAUUCCGAAUUGAAAUAUCUACUGCAGAAAUUGUAAAA
Molecule: messenger RNA, 2111 nt
Organism: Musca vetustissima
Lineage: Eukaryota; Metazoa; Arthropoda; Insecta; Diptera; Muscidae
Product: dynein regulatory complex protein 1 homolog
Exons: 8
Coding region: 1-2109 (702 amino acids)
Biological process (GO): regulation of cilium movement; axonemal dynein complex assembly; cilium-dependent cell motility
Cellular component (GO): axonemal dynein complex; axoneme
Source: RefSeq, a predicted model, not a curated record